Molecule: messenger RNA, 756 nt
Organism: Dermacentor andersoni
Lineage: Eukaryota; Metazoa; Arthropoda; Arachnida; Ixodida; Ixodidae
Source: RefSeq, a predicted model, not a curated record
AUGGGGGAGGAGCCCGCCAAGAAGGGAGCGGCCACGCCGAAGAGGAGGACCAGAACGACAAAGCGGCAACCGCCGGCUGCCGACGAUGACGGCAGUCCUUCUCAAGAGGCCCCGAUUGUGAAGCGAGCACGUGGAAGGACCGCCAAGGACCAGUCUUCAUCUAAUGAGAGGACCCGUUCCAUCGCCGCAACGGCUUCCGGAAAGACGAGAAAGGCCGCUGAGGCACCGACACCCGGCGCCGAUGCGAAUGUCCCGUCCACCAGCAAGGGACCCACGUUGCACAGGGUGAGCCGGAAGACGCGCUCGAGGAGCUCCUCCCCGAGCGACGCUCACACUGCUGCGGCCAAGGCACCGAAGCGUCGGCACCACUCGCGGAGUCGCUCCCACGGCGGCAGCAGUCAUCGCGCCAAGAGGGGCAGGAGCCGCGCGAAAUCCACGCACUCGUCCCGCAGCGGUCACGGUGGCCGCAAGCGGAAGGGCAGCCGCCGUGGAGGGUCCGCCACCACCUCGCAGAGCAGCCGCGGAACAAAGAGGAAGAGCCGCCGCCGACGCCAUUCCUCGCGCAGCACCUCUGCGGCGAGCGCGAGUACCAGGAGUGGCGGGAGACGGCGCCGCCACGCCCGUAGCGCGUGUUCGUCGUCAAGCCGCGGAGGAAAGCGGGGCAAACCAAAGAAGGCGGCGAGCAGUUCCUCGUCGAAGUCUCGUCGGGCCACGGGGACUGCUGGCAAGGCUACCAAAAGGGGCAAGCGCAAAUAA